AUGUCAAAAUUAAAUAGGGACAUCAUUUUUUAUAUUUUUCAAGAUCUAAUUGAUUUCACUAAUAUGAAUUUAAACAAUAACAAAAAAUAUAGAAAAUCUCUAUUUUAUUGUUUAUUAGUUAAUAAACUUUGGUGUGAAAUUAUGAUACCAAUAUUAUGGAGUUCUCCAUAUAAAUAUAUUUGUAAAAAAGAAUUAUUUUUUAAUAUUAUCAUUUCACAUUUAUCAGAUAAUUCAAUUAAACUUUUGAAAAAUAAUUAUAUCAUCAAAUCAAAUUUUCAAAAGCAAAAACUUUCAUUUAAUUAUAUUAAAUUUUGUAAAAAUCUUAAUGAUAUUCAUAAGGUUUUACCAAAUGAUUCAAUAUUAAAGAAAGAAAUUUAUAAACUUUUUAUUAGUGAAUGUUCUAUAAAAUGUUUAAGUUUAAAUAUGAUAUAUUAUCCAAUAUUUCAAUAUCCAGGAGCAAAUAUUUCUCUUUCAAAUUUAUAUGAAUUAUAUUGUAAUAUAAGAGAACAAAAUUUUUAUCAUGAAUUGGCACAAAUAUGUAGAUCAAUAGAAAAACUUUAUAUAGAACUUGAUGAUUAUGAUCUUUCUGGAAUUGUUGAAUUAAUUGAAAUGCAAAAACAUAUUAAAUACUUAUAUAUAGAAGGAUAUUGUGAAUGCCAAAAGAUUGCUCAGGCUUUAGAAAAACAUGUAAAUUCAAUUAUUUAUUUGGUAUCAACUAAGUAUACAUCUUUUUUAUAUUUUCUCUUUCCAAAAUUAACAAAUUUACAAUUCAUAAGAAUACGUAAUGGGGAUAAUAUUAAUAAUUAUGAACCAAUUAAAAAAUUUGAGGAAUACGCAAUGGAUGCAAGUUAUUAUAAACUUCAAAUACUUGAGUUAUAUAAAAUAUCACUUUAUAUUGUAAUUAAUAUUAUACAAAAUACCAAUGGAAAUCUUUGGAAAAUUAAAAUUAGAAUUCCUAGUUAUGAUCAAGCAAAAGAAUAUAAUCAGACAAUCUACAGAUAUUGUCCAAAUAUAAAAUAUGCAACAGUAUUUUUAAACAGAGAUGAAACUUUGGAAGAAUUAAAGAAUAUUUUCAUCAAGUGUCAAUACUUGGUAGCAAUAGAUAUAGAUGAGUUAAUUUUGGAAAAAUAUCGUGAUAAAUUUCUGGAUUUGUUGAUUGAAUUGGCACCACUCCCUUUAUACAAAAUUCACAUUGAUCGAUUUAGGUAUUUUAAUAAAGAAUCUUUAAAAUUAUUUUUUAAUAAUUGGAAUUGUAAAGGUAAAAAAACUUUGCAUUUAUAUCAUCGUUUUGUUGAAGUGCAUAAUUUUAUUAAAAAAUAUAAAAUAGAAGGUAUAAUUGAAUGUAAUUAUUAUGAUGAUGAUUUUUGGAAUCAUGAAAUUACAUGGCCAGAUAUCGUAAAGGAUAUAUAG
Messenger RNA from Rhizophagus irregularis DAOM 181602=DAOM 197198, 1410 nucleotides. RefSeq lists its product as uncharacterized. NCBI's taxonomy places the organism in Eukaryota, Fungi, Glomeromycota, Glomeromycetes, Glomerales, Glomeraceae. The record is from RefSeq and is a predicted model, not a curated record.